Molecule: messenger RNA, 760 nt
Organism: Hymenoscyphus albidus
Lineage: Eukaryota; Fungi; Ascomycota; Leotiomycetes; Helotiales; Helotiaceae
Source: the annotation of a GenBank genome assembly
AUGCCCGAAACCUGGUACUCAAGGGCUUCGCCCAGGAGAGGCUCGUACGCCGGGCAACCAUCACGCCUUUAUGGCGAUGGCCGCAGCAGAUACCCUCAUGAUGAUGAGGAUUUCAUCCAAGAUUACUCGUACGCAAGGCAACCAGCACGCUCUUAUGGCGAUAGCCGCAGUAGAUACCCGCAUGAUGAGAGCUUCAUCAAAGAUUACUCUUGUGUAAUCUCCUGCGCUCGUUGUGGUCAAUAUCUCAUAUACACUGAAGAGGAUCCGAAUGAUAGGUAUCCAACCAGACCGCCUUAUCGUGUGUUGGAUCUUGAUCAAGAUUAUGGAUCUCGCUACAGCCGAAAUCAUCGGUAUUCUUUCGAGGACGAAGAUGGACGAUAUAAUAGUGACCAACCCUCUCUACGGAUUCCAUGCCAACAUGAAGACGGGGAAUACAGAAAUGGGCAAUUUCAACCUUUUUUCAGCGCCGGUCGAGAUUUACAAUAUCGCCAUCUCCAAGGCCGGCAUCGGGACUCUCCUUUAUAUGGCGUUGAUUAUGAGUAUCAUGAGGGGUUGGAUCGACCAUCUGUAUCCUAUACGAGUGAGCCUCGUUACCAUUAUCGUCGACGUCGACAUCGGAGUCAUCAUCGUAGCGAUCGUCGACAUCAUCAAUGGUUUCGCCGGCCGAGUAUGGAAAUUUCCUCCGAGACUGUUAGGGAAUGGAGUGAUUAGGCAGGAUGGAAGUGUGGGGGUUCUUACUAUGGUGGGGACACGUUUAUGA